AUGUUGGCCAGCUUGAAUCGGAGCACGGCGGACCUCUAUGGCCUGGUGGUGCAGUUUCUCUUGAAGGGAACACCCACCUUGGUGUUCUACAAUCCAGAGGGACUCGACUGCAGCUGGAACCUCCUGUGGCAGCGGAACUUGACCACCCAUCCGCAGAUCGUUUGGCAGCGCAGCCAUGAAAAUUCGAGCUUGAACUUUCGGUUCAAUGGCGAGAUCAUGAUGCUGGCCUGCUUGCCAGAGGGCUCCAGUGGUGCAGCUCAUCUCGAAAACUUGGCCGACAGCCUAAGCCAUCUGCGAUCUGUGCGUUUGCUCAUUGAAGUGGUGGGCUUUAGUCAGGAUAUUCUGGCCAGCCAAUUGCUAACGAUUUGCCUAGGCGCAAGCCUGCUGUAUGUGGAACUAUAUUUCCAGAACUCUAACCACUCCCCAAUCCUCUACAGCUACCAGGCAUUUCCCAAAUUUAAGCUGGUGAAGAGGGCGAUCUCCGGCGCCAAAGAAAUCGAGCUCUUUGCCAAUAAGCUAUCGAACCUGCAUGGACAUCGCCUGCGGGUCAUGCCCGAUCUGUCGCCGCCGAACACCUUCGACUACCAAGAUGCCAGCGGGGAGCAGCAGGUUGCCGGCUAUCUGUGGGACUUCAUGGCCACCUUUGCCAGCCGCAAAAACGCCAGCCUGGAGGUAAUCCGACCCCAGUGGCAAGCUGGAGGGGCCCCCGAAAGUGCCUACAUGCAGGAGUACGCCGCCAAUGGCACCAUAGAUGUCGGUCUGACCACAGCGGGCAUAACCAAACGGAAUUUCGGGGCCAUCCAUCAGUACACCUAUCCCAUUCUGAUCACCAGUUGGUGCACCAUGUUGCCGGUGGAGAGACACCUGCAAGCCGUUGAUCUCUUCGACCGGAUCUUAUGUCCCGACUUGGCGGUGAUUUUGAUAGUCGCCAUUUUGGUCAUCUGGCUGCUUCUGCGACACCUGAGGUGCCUGAAAAGCUUGAGACUGGCGAGGAUAGUGCCGCGACUGCUGGCCCUGCUACUGAUAGCCACCUGCAGUGCCCAACUGCUGUCGCUGCUGAUCUCACCGCCUUACCAGGAAAGGAUAACCAGUUUCAAUGACAUGCUCGACGGCGAACUGAGAAUUUUGGCCGUUCGCGGUGAAUUCUACGACUUUGAUGGCUCCUUUCGGGCGCGAUACGCUGGAAUAUUUCACUUAAUUGACGAUCCAGAAGAAUUCUACGACCUACGCAAUCACUUCAACACAACUUGGGCCUAUACCGUGCCAUUUACCAAGUGGCUGGUGAUAAAUAACCAACAACAACACUUCGCUAAGCCACUUUUCCGUUUAGCAAAAGAUCUCUGUUUCCUUGAAUUCAUACCAACCAGCAUUGUUGUCGCACCGUACUCGAUUUACUGGGAGUCCCUCAAGGACUUCACGUUGGCAGUCGAGCAGUCAGGGCUGGUGACACACUGGAUCAGAAAGAGCUUCAACGACUUGGUUAAGGCCGGAAAGAUGAGCAUCAAGGACUACAGCCAGCUGGUCGAACUGAAGCCCCUGGACAUCGGGGACCUGGAAUUGGCCUGGCGAAUCUGUGGAGCAGCCGUACUCGCGGCCAUUGCCAUUUUCCUGAUGGAGUUCAUAUUUUUCUACGGCAACGUUUUUCUUAAUAAUUUGUAG
Molecule: messenger RNA, 1659 nt
Organism: Drosophila elegans
Lineage: Eukaryota; Metazoa; Arthropoda; Insecta; Diptera; Drosophilidae
Gene: Ir20a
Exons: 1
Coding region: 1-1659 (552 amino acids)
Source: RefSeq, a predicted model, not a curated record